Molecule: messenger RNA, 1761 nt
Organism: Symbiodinium natans
Lineage: Eukaryota; Dinophyceae; Suessiales; Symbiodiniaceae
Source: the annotation of a GenBank genome assembly
AUGGGUGGCAUGGUGGCGGACGGCGGAGGUUUGCGGGCAGGGCGUUUGUCCGAGACGUCAAAGCAAGACAAGCAGAACCGGGAGGCCUUCGAUUUUUGGUGUUUCGCUGCAGCUGUUUUGAACAUCAGAGCGCUGCCAUACGUCCGCCGAGCAAUUGCAGUAGGAAACCCGAUGAGCACUCUGAGUGAUGAGGCUAGUGAUGGGCCUAACUCCGAGGUGGAGGAGGAGGAGGAGAGCCAACCUCCUCUGAAGCGCGCGCUGAAAAUGGCGAAAGGCACGCGAAAGGUCCGCGAAAGGGACGCGAUUGGGCGACAGGUCCUGGAAAGGCAACUCUGCGCAGUCAGCGCCGUCGAGGGCGCUGACAUCGGCCUUCUACCCGCGGUGACCUUCGCUCUGCAGCAUGACUUGCACUUGCGACUGGUGCAGAUUGCAAAGAUGAGUGUGGCCCAGGCCGUGACUCAGGCAGUUGCAGGACCUGUAUGGGGCGUGCUGGCAGACCGUCGGGUGUGCCGCCGGAAGACCUUGCUUGCUAUCGGUGCUUUCAUCCAAGGUGUGUGCACCAUAGCUCUCGGUUGGACAGAGGACUUAGCCGCGAUGGUCAUCAUCCGAAGCAUCAAUGGAGCAGCGCUGGCAAGCCUUAAACCUAUUUGCGUGGGCAUCGUUGCCGACACGACCUCGGAGAAUUCGCGCGGCAAGAUCAACGGUUACCUGGUAUUUUCUAUGAUACUUGGCACGAUGGCUGCGACAUCGAUCUGUGCGCCAUUGGCCCGUGCCACAAUAUGCGGCAUUCAGGGCUGGCGAGUGGCCUUUGCCUUUACAGGAGCUAUCGCCAUUUUCACAUCCAUGCUUAUCUCCGUCUUCAUGUAUGAAGCCCGGCAUGAGAAAUCUUGGGACAAGGAAGCCCGCCAAAAAUGCACCGGCGUGGGCCGAGAAUUUUCAAAAUUCUUUGGCUACUUCCGAAUGCCAACAUUCGUCGUCAUGAUUGGACAGGGGCUUUUUGGAUGCAUUCCUUCAAACGCUUUCAACUACGCUACCCUCUACUUUCAGGUGGCUGGCCUGCCAGACAAGCAAGCCGCCGCGCUCAUGACGGCAUACCAGGCAUCCUCGGCCUUUGGACAUCUGCUGGGAGGUAUCAUUGGCGAUGCGCUGGCUAGAAGGUGUCCCUACCAUGGCCGUGCUUUUACGGCAAACAUAUCAGUGUUAUCCGGAAUACCCUGCGUCUUCCUCAUCUUCAUGACGCAGCCCUCAGAGGAGUAUCGACUCAUGUGGUAUCUGUCUUUGCUCAUACUUAUGGGGCUGACAUCAACAUGGUGCGCGACAGGGGUAAACCUCCCCUUGUUGUCAGAGAUCGUGGAUCCAGCAUCUCGAAGCGGGAUUAUGGCAUGGGAGACCGCCAUGGAAUCGGCGAUCGCAGCCUUUGCAGGUAACGCAGCUGUCGGAUAUCUGGCCCAAGGCGUGUUUGGAUACGAUCUCGUUGAUGCAGGUUCUCAAGCUGAAGGCCACCACAAUGCCGAAGCUCUUGGGAAGACAUUGGCUUUAACGUCUGUGUUACCAUGGAGCAUAUGCCUGUGCUUCUACGUCUUCUUGCAUUGGGCCGUUCCAUACGACAAACGGCGCAUAGAGGAGGAGAAGGCGAAGUACAAGAUGGUCAGCGAAGGCUCACUUUCAGAGAUCACUCUUAACACUGACGAGUCUGACGGAUUCGUCUUGGACAACGGGAAAGAAGAGGAUGAGAACCUGGAGUGGCUGAAGCAGUGUUGA